Somion occarium is the source of this 2233-nucleotide messenger RNA. The record is from the annotation of a GenBank genome assembly. Lineage: Eukaryota; Fungi; Basidiomycota; Agaricomycetes; Polyporales; Cerrenaceae.
GUAAAGUUGCGCACGAUGUUAAAAUCCCGCCUUUCUCCGAUACAAUUUCGGUGGCUCCAAAAUCAAUAUCCUCACCACUUGCUUUGAACGAACGUUUCUUAGGGAAUUCAAAGUCCAUUAUGGUGCCAAGUGUUUUAGAGAUUGGAGUGCAGGGCCCGUCCUGCGACACUUGACUUUAUAAAGUUCCGACUUUCUUAGGGCCUUAUCUCCAGCGUUGACAUCGAGCUGUAUGCCAUCCAUGCCAGUACCCCGCACAUACGAUGCCAUCCUUACUUUGGUUCUCUUCCUACUUUCCAAUCUUGCUGUGAUAUUCCCUUUUCGCAUACCCGUCCCACGCAUCUUUGUCUCCUUUCUGCGUGAUUGUCUAGUUUACUUGUAUGUUCUUCCAGUGAAGUCGAAGCCUCCUAGAAGAGUAUACGUCCAUGCCGACUACAUCACAGUCCCGCUCUUCUCUGUCUUGCUACUUCUAGCUACACGAUCGAUGGACGGCUCUACCAUUCGCAGAGGUGUUUUAGGUGCCGACGGUGUUGAACCUCUCAGCAUUCUGGCCCUAUUUCUUUCGCUGGCGUAUAUCUCAAUAUCUUUAGAUUUCACUGGCCUAUUCCGUUUCUCAGCCUUCUGGGUUGCUCGUAGAGGAGGUACUUCUGGACCACGGCUGUACCUCUAUCUCUAUCUGUUUUUCCUCGUAUCUGGUAUAAUUGUUGGAAAUGAUCCCGUCAUACUAUGUGGUACGCCAUUCCUAGCAUAUCUGACUAGGGUAUCAGGCAUCACUCCUCCCACUGCGUGGAUAUUCUCGCAGUUCGCUGCUGCGAACAUGGCGUCCGUUGUUCUCGUCUCCUCAAACCCAACAAACCUAGUUUUGACGGGUGCUUUCUCGAUAUCCUUCGUCUCUUAUUCCGCCCACGUUAUCCUUCCAUUCCUAGCCGCAGCAACCUUCGUCUUCCCAGUUCUCCUAUUUGGCCUAUUCCGCUCUCCUCAACUAAUUCCAUCCUCACUGAAUCUGGACCUCAGCGGCGACGAGAAUGAAUCUGCCUUGGUGGACAAGAAAGGCGCAGUUUUUGGUAGCGUGUUGAUGUUGGCGACUCUGGCUCUUUUAGCUGGCACGAGUACGAUCCAUGUACCGGUUUGGCAGAUCACCGUUCCCGCUGGUCUCGCUAUGAUGUUUCGAGACAUCUAUCACGAUUGGUCAUACAGUCGAACUCUCAGGUCGCAACGAGCCGAGACACCAGGUACCUAUGAGCUACAAGAAAUUCCUACUUCCAAAGGCAAAGGCGACUCGGAGCUUCGAGAAAUCCCUGCCUCCUCCUCACCCUCCUCACCGGAUUUACGCGAGUCAGCGCGCUUCGAUCUCGCAAGCUUCGUUCACAAGUGUUCACUCAGACUAUCUGCACAAUUCCCCACUGUUUCCGCGGUCUUCCCCCGACUGCCCAUCCCAGUCCUGCCUUUUGCCUUCUUGAUGUUCAUCCUCAUUCAGGGGCUUUCGACCAAAGGAUGGAUUGAGUUGUUUUCCACUUGGUGGGCAGCUUGGGUUAAGCAGACAGGACCAUUGGGUGCUGUUGGUGGUAUGGCCUUCAUCUCUUGCCUUCUCUGUAACUUCUGUGGCACGAACAUCGGUGCAACCAUCCUGCUAGCUCGGAUAAUCCAGUUAUGGGAAUCACAAAGCGACAACAUGGUUGACCCUCGGACGAGAGACGGUGCAAUUUAUGCAUUAGCGAUAGGUUCGAACUUCGGAGCGUUCACAAUCACCAUCUCUGCGUCACUAGCUGGACUUCUCUGGCGAGGUAUCCUACGUCAGAAAGGCAUUCGCAUUCGACCUAAACAGUUCCUUCUCCUGAACCUCCCGAUCUCCUUCGUUGCAAUGCUGGUGUCAUGUGGGGUUCUAGCUGGAGAAAUGUUUGUGAUUCAUCGCAACGAUCGUAAGGAAUAGAUCCUGUAGACUACGUAGUACUAACCAUACGACAUACCACUACGAGAGAGUGCAAGGAGAAGCAGUGAAGCAUAGCAUCAUAGCAGGUGAAUGUAAACAAGAAGGCUACUACAGUAUACAUAACUUACAACAAGAAAACAUGUUCGUGGAUUAGGUCUAAUACAAGAAAUUAUAUCCGCCAUUCCGCAAAGAACUCCAUAUCGGAUCGAACAAAUGAGAGCAUAUACUCCACCGUUGUGCCUCCCUCCUCUUCUUCCUCCUCCUCCUCUUCCUCCUCAGCAUUAGGUUCCAGGUCAGUUUGAUCAA